AAAACUGUCAAUUCAUCUUAAAAGGCACUCACUUAUGUUUGCGGAACAACUUUUCCUUUCGGAUAGGCGUUCUAUGCUAAAGUUUUAUGAUCUAACGGUUUUUCAGAAUUUGCCCAGAGUCGCAAGUGAACCGGCUUG
This is a messenger RNA of Funneliformis geosporum, 138 nucleotides long. Lineage: Eukaryota; Fungi; Glomeromycota; Glomeromycetes; Glomerales; Glomeraceae. The record is from the annotation of a GenBank genome assembly.